GCCCCUGGGCUGCUGGAGGGGGUCUCCGAUGGCUCCCCCAUCAGUGCUGCAGCCUCACCAACCAUCAUGGGGUUGUGUGCAGAUGUCCUGUCACCCGGAGCUGAACCAGUAUAUCCAGGACACGUUGCACUGCGUCAAGCCGCUUCUGGAGAAGAAUGACGUGGAGAAAGUGGUGGUCGUCAUCUUGGACAAAGAGCACCGCCCAGUGGAGAAAUUCGUCUUUGAAAUCACCCAGCCUCCGCUGCUGUCCAUCAGCUCAGACUCCCUGCUGUCUCACGUGGAGCAGCUGCUCCGAGCCUUCAUCCUGAAGAUCAGUGUAUGUGAUGCUGUCCUGGACCACAACCCCCCAGGCUGUACCUUCACAGUCUUAGUGCACACGAGAGAAGCCGCCACUCGCAACAUGGAGAAGAUCCAGGUCAUCAAGGACUUCCCCUGGAUCCUGGCAGACGAGCAGGACGUCCACAUGCACGACCCCCGGCUGAUACCCCUGAAAACCAUGACAUCAGACAUCUUAAAGAUGCAGCUCUACGUGGAAGAGCGAGCUCAUAAAAGCAGCUGAGGGUGUGCCCGCCCACCGUGGAUGCCACAACUGUCGGACUUCGGGGGCCCAGCCUAGCGCAGUGCUGCAGGGUCACUGAUUCCAAGUGCUCUUAUUGCCUCUAUGUAUGGACCACCCACCCUCCAGCCGGGAGGAAUCCUCCCCAGGAGGGCAGGGAAGGGUGCUGGGACCUCAAUUUCUCAGCCUCCCGGGACUCGGCUGGCCAACGCUGCCUCAAAUACUGUGCUGUGAGUUGUUUCAAUAAAGAGCCCCCAGGGCUGA
Physeter macrocephalus (sperm whale) is the source of this 820-nucleotide messenger RNA. It is a transcript of the gene MAD2L2, whose product is annotated as mitotic arrest deficient 2 like 2. Lineage: Eukaryota; Metazoa; Chordata; Mammalia; Artiodactyla; Physeteridae. Bases 29 to 559 code for a protein of 176 amino acids. Gene Ontology annotation, cellular component: zeta DNA polymerase complex. The record is from RefSeq and is a predicted model, not a curated record. The transcript is spliced from 6 exons.